Messenger RNA from Hordeum vulgare subsp. vulgare (domesticated barley), 570 nucleotides. RefSeq names its product probable transcriptional regulator RABBIT EARS. The transcript has a single exon. The record is from RefSeq and is a predicted model, not a curated record. Lineage: Eukaryota; Viridiplantae; Streptophyta; Magnoliopsida; Poales; Poaceae. Bases 1 to 570 code for a protein of 189 amino acids.
AUGGAGAGUGGCAGCAGCAAAGCGGCGUCGAGCGAGGCCGAGGAGGCGGUCGUGAGACCCCACAGUCCGGCGGUGGCUGCAGCUCAGCACGGCGACGUCGACGACGCGGCAGCCGUGUCGGCCCCUAGCGCCCGGCCGUACUACGGGUGCGUGUUCUGCAAGCGCGGGUUCACUACGGCGCAGGCGCUGGGCGGGCACAUGAACGUCCACCGCCGCGACCGCGCCAAGCCCGUCCGCCUCCCGGCAGAGUGCAACCUGGCGUAUCCCCCAGCGCCGCCGGUGAGCAGCGGCGGCUUCUCCAUGUUGAACUACGCCCGGCACAACGGCGCCGGAGUGAAAGCGGAGGCCGUCAGCCCUGGUAGCCCUGUCCCGAGGGAGCUGAGCCUGUUUGGUGCGGACGACGGCACUCAUGAUCAUGACUUGCAACUGGGCCUUCGGUGCCAUGGGAGCGGCGACGGCGACCUGCAGUCACGCGCGCCGGAAGGGCCUUCGGAGUGGUGUCAGGGCGGUGAGCUGCCGGAGAGGAAGCUGGACUUGGAGCUCAGGCUAGGGCCUCGUCCCAGGAACUGA